Messenger RNA from Sebastes umbrosus (honeycomb rockfish), 3792 nucleotides. RefSeq names its product adaptor related protein complex 2 subunit beta 1 (gene ap2b1). NCBI's taxonomy places the organism in Eukaryota, Metazoa, Chordata, Actinopteri, Perciformes, Sebastidae. Gene Ontology annotation, biological process: vesicle-mediated transport; intracellular protein transport. The transcript is spliced from 22 exons. The coding region runs from base 173 to 3055 and encodes 960 amino acids. The record is from RefSeq and is a predicted model, not a curated record. Gene Ontology annotation, molecular function: clathrin binding. Gene Ontology annotation, cellular component: clathrin adaptor complex; membrane coat.
GGAAGUUGCCUAGUUUCCGACGACAUGUGAACGCACCAGCUCAUCCUGAUUCUCCAUCUUCCUCCUCAGACCAACCGGGAAGAGACCAAACUGCUCCUCCUGCUCCUCCUGCUCCUCUACCGGACCUUUAACCCGCCGACAGACACCCAGCCAGACUUAAAGGACCACAAUCAUGACGGACUCCAAAUAUUUCACGACAAACAAAAAAGGGGAGAUCUUUGAACUGAAGGCGGAGCUGAACAAUGAGAAGAAGGAGAAAAGGAAAGAGGCGGUAAAGAAGGUCAUCGCUGCCAUGACUGUUGGGAAGGAUGUCAGUUCUUUGUUCCCAGAUGUGGUGAACUGCAUGCAGACGGACAACCUGGAGCUGAAGAAGUUGGUCUACCUUUACCUAAUGAACUACGCCAAGAGCCAGCCGGACAUGGCCAUCAUGGCCGUCAACAGCUUUGUCAAGGACUGCGAGGACCCCAACCCUCUGAUCCGGGCUCUGGCCGUGCGCACCAUGGGCUGCAUCCGGGUGGACAAGAUCACCGAGUACCUGUGUGAGCCGCUGAGGAAGUGCCUGAAGGACGAGGACCCGUACGUGAGGAAGACGGCGGCCGUCUGCGUGGCUAAACUUCAUGACAUCAACGCCCAGAUGGUGGAGGACCAGGGCUUCCUGGACUCCCUGAGAGACCUCAUCGCUGACUCGAAUCCCAUGGUGGUGGCCAACGCGGUGGCUGCCCUGUCUGAGAUCAGCGAGUCUCACCCCAACAGCAACCUGCUGGACCUGAACCCCCAGAACAUCAACAAGCUGCUGACGGCCCUCAACGAGUGCACGGAGUGGGGACAGAUCUUCAUCCUGGACUGCCUGUCCAACUACAACCCCAAGGACGAGCGCGAGGCCCAAAGUAUCUGCGAGCGCGUCACCCCCCGGCUGUCUCACGCCAACUCAGCCGUGGUGCUGUCGGCCGUCAAAGUGCUGAUGAAGUUCUUGGAGCUGCUGCCCAAGGACUCGGACUACUACAACACCUUGCUGAAGAAGUUAUCCCCGCCACUGGUCACCUUGCUCUCCGGAGAGCCCGAGGUCCAGUACGUGGCUCUGAGGAACAUCAACCUCAUCGUCCAGAAAAGGCCUGAGAUCCUGAAGCAGGAGAUCAAGGUGUUCUUCGUCAAGUACAACGACCCGAUCUAUGUGAAACUGGAGAAACUGGACAUCAUGAUCCGCUUGGCCUCCCAGGCCAACAUCGCCCAGGUGCUGGCUGAACUGAAGGAAUACGCCACGGAGGUGGAUGUUGACUUUGUGCGCAAAGCUGUACGAGCCAUCGGACGCUGUGCCAUCAAAGUGGAGCAAUCAGCUGAGCGCUGUGUCAGCACACUGCUGGACUUGAUCCAGACCAAGGUCAACUACGUGGUUCAGGAGGCGAUCGUGGUCAUCAGGGACAUCUUCCGCAAGUACCCCAACAAGUAUGAGAGCAUCAUCGCCACACUGUGUGAGAACCUGGACUCUCUGGAUGAGCCGGACGCUCGCGCUGCCAUGAUCUGGAUCGUUGGCGAGUACGCUGAAAGGAUCGACAACGCCGACGAGUUGCUGGAGAGCUUCCUGGAGGGCUUCCAUGACGAGAGCACCCAGGUCCAGCUCACUCUGCUGACUGCCAUCGUCAAGCUGUUCCUCAAGAAGCCGUCAGAGACUCAGGAGCUGGUGCAGCAGGUCCUCAGUCUGGCCACUCAGGACUCUGACAACCCCGACCUGCGUGACCGCGGCUACAUUUACUGGCGCCUGUUGUCCACCGACCCCGUCACCGCCAAGGAGGUGGUGUUGUCAGAGAAGCCCCUGAUCUCAGAGGAGACGGACCUGAUCGAGCCCACCCUGCUGGACGAGCUCAUCUGCCACAUCGGCUCUCUGGCGUCCGUCUACCACAAGCCGCCCAGCGCCUUCGUCGAGGGCAGCCACGGAAUCCACCGGAAACACCUUCCUGUGCAGCACAGCAGCAUCGAUACAGGUGAGAGCCCGGUGAGCAGCGGGCCGGCCCCCACCAUGGAGCAGCAGCAUGUGAUCCCCAGCCAGGGUGACCUGCUGGGUGACCUGCUGAACCUGGACCUGGGCCCUCCGGUCAACGUGCCCCAGGUCUCCUCCAUGCAGAUGGGCGCGGUGGAUCUUCUGGGAGGAGGCCUGGACAGUUUGCUGGGGGGAGACCUGGGCGGAGGUGUUGGUGGAAGUCCAGCAGUGGGACAGAACUUCAUCCCCUCAUCUGUACCCAGUACUUUUGCUCCGUCACCGACGCCGGCUCCUCAGGCCGUCAGCAGCGGCCUCAACGACUUGUUUGAGCUUUCCACGGGCAUGGCCAUCACCACUGGAGGCCACAUAGCCGCGAAAACAGUGUGGCUGCCUGCAGUGAAAGCUAAGGGACUGGAGAUCUCUGGAACCUUCUCUCGCCGCCAGGGCCACAUGUACAUGGACAUGACCUUCACCAACAAGGCCCUGCAACACAUGACCGACUUCGCUGUCCAGUUCAACAAGAACAGUUUUGGGAUGAUCCCAACCAGUCCUCUGCCCAUUCACACUCCGCUGAUGCCCAGUCAGACUAUCGAGGUCUCUCUGCCCAUCAACACCAUCGGACCAGUCAUGAAGAUGGACCCACUCAAUAAUCUGCAGGUGGCUGUGAAGAACAGCAUCGACGUCUUCUACUUCAGCGUGCUCAUCCCGCUCAACAUAUUCUUUGUUGAGGAUGGAAAAAUGGAGCGACAGGUGUUCCUGGCUACCUGGAAAGACAUCCCCAAUGAGAACGAGCUGCAGUACCAGAUCAAGGAGUGCCACCUAAAUGCAGACCUUGAUUGUGGUCUUGCAGACACGGUAUCAGGAAAACUGCAGAACAACAACAUCUACACCAUCGCCAAGAGGAACGUAGAAGGCCAGGAUAUGCUCUACCAGUCCCUCAAGCUCACCAACGGCAUCUGGAUCUUAGCUGAGCUCCGCAUUCAGCCCGGCAACCCCAACUACACGCUCUCUCUGAAGUGUCGGGCCCCGGAGGUUUCUCAGUACGUCUACCAGACGUACGACUCCGUGCUGAAGACCUGAUCUGCUCCGAGACAUCCAGCAGCAGCCCUGCUUCAUCGUUCCUGACGACAAACUGCAGUGUUUUUAUCAUUUUCUGCACACCUGCAGCUAACUGCCAAAACAAGGGGAAACCAAACAGGAAUAAUAAUUUGAAGGCAAAUGUCAAGUUAAAAAGUAUUGUUAGGUGUACUGACGUUAAACUGUUGAUGUUUCCUUUAUUUUGGCAGUUGAAAGCAACUCUCCAUUCCUCUUUUUACCUCCCAGUGAAAACAUCGUCUACCAUUCCAUCCUUAACUUAGUGUCUUAAUGUUGUGACUGAUGGUGAAACUGUCAUGAGUGGAAAAAUAAUCACCCCAGUUUCCAUGAAGCCAUUGUUAGUUUUUUAUUAUUAAUUUUGUACGAUGUGUGGCUCACACUCACUUUUUACUUUGCUUCAGUUGCACCUACAGAAUAAUACCAGUGUUGAUUUGUUCCUUUUUUCCAUUAAUGUGUGUUUUUAAGAGUCCAAACCAACGAUCAGAAGCUGCUGACGUCUGUCCUACGGCAGGUCGGCCUCCUUAAUUAACAAACAUUGAGCAGCAUGUGUACUCCGGCUUUUCCUGUCAUGACUUUAACACCGUUUUUAAUGUGAUUACUUAACUUAGACUGCUUUUAUUGUCAUUUCUGUAUAUGCACAAGUCUUACAUACAGGGACCACAGUGCCACAUUAGCUCAGGGGUCAGCAACCUUUAUUAUCAAAAGAGACAUUUUAAACAAAG